GUUUACCUUGGCCAUGUGAGAGAGCCUCUGUGAGAAGAGAAACAAACGGCGAUUUGCUUUAAUAUGUCAAGUUAUAUAUCAGAUCCACGUUUGAUUCCAAGGAUACGCGAAUUUCUUCAGUCAAAGAAAUCAGGAACAUUUACAAGUGUUGUAUAUCUUUCAGAGGAACUACAGAGAAAAUACAGCGAAUAUGCCAGAAGAAAAAAGAAUGUAUUUGUGAAAUUGGUAGGCAAAGCCUAUGGUAUAAUAUUGCAAGAAGAGAAAGACAGAGGUCAAAUGAAUCAUAUUGAUGAUCUUGAAACAAAAUACCUGAAAAAGAGACAGAAGAAGAACGACAUUGAGGCUAUAGAUUCUGAGAGUGAUUCAGCCAGUUUUUCCUCCGAUAACAGCUCAUAUGUACAGUAUGAGGAUAAGAACUCUAUUAAUAAUAUGAUGACAAAUAUGUAUAAGAAAACAUCAACACCUAACAGAACAGCUGAUCAUAACCAGAAAUCUACAACUAAACUGUUCCUUAUAGACAAAACAGGAGACAGGCCAGAACAUUUACAAAGUACAUCUAAUAACUCAACUAAGAAUUCUGACAUAUUGCUUGAUAAUUUGGGAGAAAAAACAGACAGUAAAUCAGAUGUUGUUGUCAUUGGUGACGAUGGUGACUUUUGUGACGAUAGUGUAGAUCUAGCACAGGAACCAGACAGACAGAGUAGACCAGGCUCUGUAGUUAGUGUAGAUUUAGCACAGGAAUCUGACAGACAGAGUAGACCCAGCUCUAUUGUUAAUGAAUCCAUUGGAAACAAAAGAUCAUUAAAGAAAUCAAGUGCCACACCCAAAAAGAAAAGGAAAAGACAGGACAAUGAAGAAAAGGAGAAAAAAGGUCCAGAUGUACAGAAAUCUACAGUUACAUUUGCUGAUAUUGGAGGCAAUGAUGACAAACUUGUGGAAAUAUGUAAAUUGUUGGUACACAUGAGACACCCAGAGAUAUAUCAACAACUGGGAGUAACUCCACCUCGUGGAUUUUUAUUACAUGGUCCUCCAGGAUGUGGUAAAACACUCUUAGCUCAUGCCAUUGCUGGGGAAUUGAGUCUUUCAUUUAUCAAGAUAGCAGCAACAGAAAUAGUGUCUGGAGUAUCUGGUGAUUCUGAAGAGAAAAUACGAGAUUUAUUUGAUAGUGCAGUGGCUGCUGCACCAUGUGUGUUGUUUAUAGAUGAGAUAGAUGCCAUAACACCAAAGAGAGAAACUGCUUCUAAAGACAUGGAAAGAAGGAUUGUGGCUCAGUUACUGUCUUGUAUGGAUGAUUUGAGUUCUAAGACAGACUUGCAUGUAUUAGUGAUAGGAGCUACUAACAGACCUGAUUCAUUAGAUCCUGCUUUACGAAGAGCUGGGAGAUUUGAUAAAGAAAUCUGUCUCGGUAUUCCUGAUGAAUCAUCUAGAGAAAGGAUUUUAAGAGUAUUGUGCAGAAAUUUAAAACUGGUAGAAAAUUUUGAUUAUAAAUUUCUAGCUAGAAAUACUCCAGGUUAUGUUGGAGCUGACUUGACAUCUCUGACAAGGGAAGCUGCCAUGGUUGCUGUUAAUAGGGUGUUCAGUGACUUGCAGAAAAGCCUAUUAACAAAUCCUGUCGAACUUAAAACAGAUUCAGCUAUAUCAGUAGUUCCUGUUAUCUCAACUGACCAAACUGGUGGUGAUACAGUCAAUAGUACAGUUAAUGGUAAAUCAGCAAGUGACCAUAGGGUAUCUGAUACUCCUGAAGAUAUGGAAACAGAAACAAGCAGCAUUUGUAUAGAAGAUAAAGCUAAAGAUGUAAAUUUCAAGUCAUUAACACUUAUAGAUGCAUUAUCAUGGCUUAAAGAAUUCCCACCAUUAACCAAUGAACAGUUACAGACUUUGAAUAUAAAUCUGCAAGAUUUUGAGGCAACUUUAAAACAUGUGCAGCCUUCUGCCAAAAGAGAAGGAUUUGCUACAAUACCAGAUGUUACAUGGGAUGAUAUAGGUGCUCUUCAUGCUGUUAGAGAAGAUCUACAAUUAGCUAUUUUGGCACCAGUUAGACAUCCAGAAGCAUUUAAAGAUCUAGGUUUAUCUAAAGCUCAGGGAAUACUGUUGGCAGGACCACCUGGAUGUGGAAAAACUUUACUGGCAAAGGCAGUAGCAAAUGAAUCUGGAAUCAACUUUAUAUCAGUGAAGGGACCUGAGUUAUUAAACAUGUAUGUAGGAGAAAGUGAGAGAGCAGUCAGACAGGUAUUCCAGAGGGCCAGGAAUUCAUCACCAUGUGUCAUAUUCUUUGAUGAAUUAGAUGCUUUAUGUCCAAGAAGGUCUGACUCUGGAGAGGGUGGAUCAAGUGUUAGAGUUGUAAACCAGCUGUUAACAGAAAUGGAUGGAUUAGAGGAGAGGAAGAGUGUAUUUAUAAUGGGUGCUACUAAUAGACCUGAUAUAAUAGACCCAGCCAUUUUAAGGCCAGGCAGGUUAGAUAAGACAUUGUAUGUAGGAUUGCCUUGUCCUGAUGACAGAUUAGAUAUACUCAGAACCAUUACAAAGAAUGGAACAAGACCCAAACUUUCAACGGAUGUAGAUUUAGAAUCCUUAGCUAAAGAUGAAAGAUGUAAUUGUUUUACUGGAGCAGAUCUUGCAGCCUUAGUUAGAGAAGCUUCAAUGUCUGCUUUAAAAGUUAUGAUAUCUAGUCAGGAUACAAGUAUAAUAGAAGUAAACAAGGAGCAUUUCAAUACAGCAUUCACAAGAGUCAGACCCUCUGUGUCACAAAAAGAACAACUAAAGUAUGCAAAGUUAAAGGAACAGUUACAGAAUGGAUGAUAUCAAAUAAAAUUAAAUCUUAAAUACUGUGUAAAUUAAAAGCCCUAAGAAGUUUACAGAGCCCUUCAUAUUGGCCAGUGAAAAGAAAAUUGUGCAAUAUGGUCUUUAACAAGGUUAACAAUCCCAGGACCAAUUUUAAUCUUGAUGCAUAAAAUAACAGGAUGAUGCUACUAGAAAAAUAAAUGUUUAAAGCCAUAA
Mytilus californianus (California mussel) is the source of this 2997-nucleotide messenger RNA. RefSeq names its product nuclear valosin-containing protein-like. Bases 64 to 2799 code for a protein of 911 amino acids. Gene Ontology annotation, molecular function: RNA binding; preribosome binding; ATP binding. Gene Ontology annotation, cellular component: nucleus. Gene Ontology annotation, biological process: ribosome biogenesis. The transcript has 24 exons. The record is from RefSeq and is a predicted model, not a curated record. Lineage: Eukaryota; Metazoa; Mollusca; Bivalvia; Mytilida; Mytilidae.